AUGAAUAAAUACAUAAUAUUGUUGAUACUUUGUAGUAUAGGCUUUAGUACUAGUUAAACAUAGUAAGAGAAAUUCUUUUGCAAAUAAUGUCAUCAUUUUGUUCACACUGUUCAAAAGGUUGAACACUUUUGGGAUAAAUCGAUUGUCUGGUUUUUGGAACUUGUUGCAGAAGGAUAUUGUGCUUAUGCUAAAAUAGAAAAGUUUUCUGUAUGCAAAGGAGCUAUACAUGAAAUGACACCUGUCAUUUUUGAAGGAAUCUAAACAAGAUUUUUGGAUGAAGAUUUCAUUUGUCCAUUAAUUAGAUGGUGUCCUAAGGUUUAUGAAGAAUUGAAACUAGAAGAUUAUAUUUCAAAUAUACUUAAAGAUAAACCAGAAAACACAUAAUGGCCAGAAAUUGAUGGAACUGAUACUAUUGAAAUCAUACAUGUAAGUGAUAUUCAUACAGAUUUACUCUAUAAAGAAGGAACUUUGCCCAAAUGCGAUGAACCUUUGUGCUGCAGAGAAGAAUUUAAGGCUAAAGAUAAUGAUUAAAAGGCAGGAUAUUGGGGUAGUGCCGCAGUCUGUGACUUACCAGAAAGAACAUUUCAAUAAUUUGUAAAUUUCUUGAAAACUGACGUGAUUAACCCAGAUAAGAAAACAUUCUUAUUUUGGACAGGAGACAGUGUUCAACACGAUGUCUGGAAAUAAGGAAGAGAAUACAAUAUUUAGAAUUCAAGAAGAAUAACGGAAAUAUUCACUAAAGGCGAUUUAGGUAUUACAUUCAUUCCAUAAAUUGGAAAUCACGAAGCAUUUCCUGUAAAUUAAUAUGAUUAUAUGACUGAUAAGGAUAGUAAUUUAAGAGUUGAAUUUUCAAAUAUGUGGAGAGAAUGGCUUGGGGAUGAAACUGCAUAAUUUUUCAAAGAAAAUGGAUUUUACGCUAAAGAAUUUGAUAACCUCAAGGUUAUUGCCUUUGAUUCACAAAUUUGUAAUCCUGAUAAUUGGUAUCUUCUUAAAGACCCAACCGAUCCAACUGGAUUCUUAGAUUGGGCUGAGUAAGAAUUGAAGAAAUCAGAAUAAAAAGAUUAAGCUGUCUAUUUUACUGCUCAUAUAUAUACAUCAAGCUGUCUUGUUCCUUGGGCUAGAAGAUUUAACGCUUUGGUUGAAAGAUAUGCUUUUAUUGUUAGAGGAUAAAUAUAUGGACACGCUCACGGAGAAUUUUUUAAUCUCUACAAAGAUCAAAAAGGAGAACCUAUGAACAUCGCUUAUAUAAGUUCAUCAUUAACCACAUAUACCUAUAAAAAACCAAGCUUCAGAAAGUUUAUUGUUGAUGCAAAAACAAUGAUUCCAAUAAACUAUUAUGAAUAUCGCUUAGAUUUAGAUAAAUAUAACUAAAUUGGAAAGGAUGCUGUUUUGAAAUGGGAUAUAGCAUUUGAUUUCCUCUCAGAAUAUGGUGCCACAAAAAUGUACCCAGCUGAUUUGUUCGCUAUUACAGAAAGAUUAUUCACGGAACCAGAAUUAGUCAAGAAAUUUGAUUUCAAUUCUAAUUCUGGUACUGGUAUCAGUGGAGAUUCUGUAAAAAUUAUUAUAUAAAUUAUAGGCUAAAUAUUUAUAUUGUAAACUAAAUCACAGUAUUAAUGAUGAUUUACAUUUAUGUUUAGGAGAAACAUUAAAAAAAGAUUGGACUGAAUAUAUAUCUCCUGGGUGGAAAAAAAGAAUGGUUUAAAUGCCAAAGAAAGAAUCUAAGAAGCAUAAAAAAUAAAAGAAAUAGAAAUAAUGA
Molecule: messenger RNA, 1756 nt
Organism: Paramecium octaurelia
Lineage: Eukaryota; Ciliophora; Oligohymenophorea; Peniculida; Parameciidae
Source: the annotation of a GenBank genome assembly